AUGGGAGUGUCUUUGAACAAUCAGUUACUACAAGGACCAAACUUGGCAAAUAAUCUCCUGGGCGUAUUGAUGCGAUUCCGACAAGAAGAGAUUGCAAUAUUGGGCGACAUCGAAUCCAUGUUCUACCAAGUGAAAGUGCCAGAAAAGGACCGAAAUUUCCUACGUUUUUACUGGUGGAAGGACGGAGUUAUAGAUCAAAAACCGUUACAGUAUAGGAUGACUGUUCAUUUAUUUGGAGCAACUUCAUCACCGAGUUGUUGUAAUUAUGCCUUACAGAUAACUGCAGAGAAGCACAAAGAACAGUUUGCCCCCAUAGUAACAGAUACUGUGAAAAGAAAUAUGUAUGUGGAUGAUUGUUUGACUUCUGUUGUUGCAGAGGAAACUGCUGUAUCUUUGAUUAAGGAUGUCUCAGCUUUGUGCAAGAUGGGUGGAUUUUAUUUGACCAAAUUCAUCAGCAAUAGUGAAAAAGUCCUAGAAUCUGUGCCAGAAAUAGACAGAGUUCAGGAAGUUGAAAAGUGGAACUUAAGUGAUGAAAGUUUAGUAGAGCGUGUUUUAGGUGUAUAUUGGUUCAUAAAAAAGGAUGUACUUGGAUUUCAGUUGAACAAUAACAACCAACCAGUAACUAGGCGUGGCAUUUUAAGUGUCGUUAGUUCCGUCUAUGAUCCCCUUUGGAUUGUUUCUCCCUUUAUUUUGACAGCCAAAUCCAUAUUACAGAACUUGUGUAAAAGGGGGAUAAGCUGGGAUGAAGAAAUUCCUGCUAAGGAGCUAGUGAAAUGGAAUAGUUGGCUACAGCAAUUGCCAGAUUUAGAGAAAAUAAACGUCUCAAGAUGCUAUAAGUCAGCGAAUUUUAAGAACAUUGUCAACUGUCAACUUCAUUGUUUUGCUGAUCCAAGUGAGAUUGGGUACGGAGCAGUGUUUUACCUCAGACUUUUGAAUGAAGAUGGACAUGUUCACUGUGCAUUUGUAUUAGGAAAAUCAAGAGUUGUGCCCCUGAAAUCUGUGAGUGUACCCAGAUUAGAACUGACAGCGGCUACAAGUGCAGUGAAACUUUGUCAAAUGAUAAUGAAAGAACUGGACUACCUUGUUUAG
This is a messenger RNA of Saccostrea cuccullata (small rock oyster), 1089 nucleotides long. RefSeq lists its product as uncharacterized. The record is from RefSeq and is a predicted model, not a curated record. The transcript has a single exon. NCBI's taxonomy places the organism in Eukaryota, Metazoa, Mollusca, Bivalvia, Ostreida, Ostreidae. The coding region runs from base 1 to 1089 and encodes 362 amino acids.